This is a messenger RNA of Notolabrus celidotus (New Zealand spotty), 1707 nucleotides long. It is a transcript of the gene jun, whose product is annotated as Jun proto-oncogene, AP-1 transcription factor subunit. The coding region runs from base 239 to 1180 and encodes 313 amino acids. Gene Ontology annotation, molecular function: RNA polymerase II cis-regulatory region sequence-specific DNA binding; transcription factor binding; DNA-binding transcription factor activity, RNA polymerase II-specific. The transcript has a single exon. Lineage: Eukaryota; Metazoa; Chordata; Actinopteri; Labriformes; Labridae. Gene Ontology annotation, biological process: regulation of transcription by RNA polymerase II; regulation of cell cycle; regulation of cell population proliferation. Gene Ontology annotation, cellular component: transcription regulator complex. The record is from RefSeq and is a predicted model, not a curated record.
GGCAGCAGAUAAGGUGAGCCUGCACGCGCUCAGACUGUACACACAGCGGAGCAGCUCAUACAUUCGCACAGAGCUCCCGACACUGACAGAGUCCGACACCAAGGAAAGUUCUCGUCCCGGAUUCAGACAUCAUCUACGGGUUUUACUGACAGAGAGGACGUGAAGACUACAGAGACCCGGGACAGGAGCGGUGUUAUAAAGACUUUCUGCUGGUCUCGGUUUUUCUACGGUUUCAAAGAUGGAAACCACUUUCUAUGAGGACUCUCUGAACUCCUUCCCUCAGCACUCCGGGUUCAGCUUCAGCAGCCCCAAAGCCCUGAAGCAGACCAUGACCCUGAACCUGUCAGACCCCAUCGGCUCCUUGAAGCCGCACCUGCGGGCUAAAGCCGGGGACCUGCUCACCUCCCCGGACGUGGGUCUCCUGAAGCUAGCCUCCCCGGAGCUGGAGCGGCUCAUCAUCCAGUCCAGCAACGGACUCAUCACGACCACCCCGACCCCGACCCAGUUCAUCUGCCCCAAGAACGUCACGGACGAGCAGGAGGGCUUCGCGGAGGGGUUCGUCCGGGCUCUGGCGGAGCUGCACCACCAGCACAUGCCGACCCCGGCGAACCCGAGCGCCACCGGGUCCCCCCAGACCAGCUCCGCCCUGCCGCCGGUCUCCUCCGGAACCGGGUCGUCCGUGUAUCCUAACAGCGGCUCCCUGCGCGCGGACUCUCCGGUCUAUGAAGACCUGAACACCUUCACCCCGGCCAUCAGCACCGUGUCGGCCCCCAGCUACACCCCCUCAGCCCCCACCAUGUCCUUCCCCGGAGCCCAGACCCAGCUGCCCCUGUACGGGCAGGUCCGGCUCUCCGCGCUCAAAGAGGAGCCGCAGACCGUGCCCGAGAUGCCGGGGGAGACCCCCCCACUGUCCCCCAUUGACAUGGAGAGUCAGGAGCGCAUCAAGGCCGAGAGGAAGCGCAUGAGGAACCGCGUCGCUGCCUCCAAGUGCCGGAAGAGGAAGUUGGAGCGGAUCUCCAGACUGGAGGACAAAGUCAAGAACCUGAAGUCCCAGAAUUCGGAGCUCGCGUCCACCGCGAACCUGCUGCGGGAGCAGGUGGCCCAGCUGAAGCAGAAGGUGAUGAACCACGUGAACUCUGGCUGCCAGCUCAUGCUGACCCAGCAGCUCCAGACCUUCUGAGGGGGGUCAGCCCGGAGAGACUGAGGAUGGACGGACGCUUCCUGUUUUCUCCCGGCAUCGGGACCAGAUUUGGGAUGAUGCCUUACCGGCAGGACCGGGAGCCGCACUGGUGCUCCUGGGUGUCAGGUUCGACCCGCAGAGGGGUUCGGGACUGAGUGAUCCGGAGGGGCAGCACGCGGGGUUUUCUCUGUUCUUACAGAACUGGACUGAAGUUUUUCUUGAUUUGCUCCCGGGUCUGCACGGACCGGAUCAGACCACCACAGGAGACUUUCAGUAUUUGAGGAUGUACCUGCUGAAGCCUGAGAGGCCCACAUUAAAGACUGGACCUGGUUCCAGUUAAAGACAGUUUCUUCAUUAGAAGUGAAGUUAGAGAAACUUCAAGGUUCUUUCUAAACUUGUUGAUGAGGUUUCACUCAUCGCACAUGCGCAGAGCUCUUCACAGGACUCUGUUUAUAUGUUUAUUUUUUAUUUGUCUGAGAAACUCAGAAACUGAUCAAUAUUUAAGACAAUAAAACUGAUCAACUGAA